Messenger RNA from Linnemannia hyalina, 4425 nucleotides. The record is from the annotation of a GenBank genome assembly. Lineage: Eukaryota; Fungi; Mortierellomycota; Mortierellomycetes; Mortierellales; Mortierellaceae.
AUGUCAAAGAUCUUCAAGAAGAAGGUCCCCCCACCAGUCCCAGAACCUGGCACCACCCCUGGUGUCUGUCCUGAAGAGACCGCCAACUUCUUCUCCCGUCUCACCUUCACCUGGGUCCAACCACUCAUGUCCAUCGGCUCAACUCGUCCUCUGGAAAAGGAGGAUAUCUGGGAGCUGAUCGAACGUCGACGCGCCGAGUACCUUUCGGCUCUCUUCCGUCAGGAGUGGGCCAAGGAGAUGGCCAAGCACAAUGCCAGUCUCGACGAGGAAAAGAACAAGGAUGCCGACCUCAACAACGCCUCCUCUUCUGGAUUGAAGAAAAAGAACAAGAACAAGAGCAAGGAGUACAGGCCCAAGCUGUGGAAGGCGUUCAAUCGCACCUUCUUUUAUCAGUUCUGGUCGGCUGGUGUCCUCAAGGUUAUCGGAGAUUCACUCCAGGUCUUCCAACCCCUCGUUACCAAGGCCAUCCUCAAAUUUGUCACAGAGAGUGUGUUGAAACGUCCAGCUGGAGAGGAGCCACCAUUGUGGCAUGGUAUUUUGAUGGCCAUCGGUCUCUAUUUCAUGGGUAUCUUUGCCUCGCUCGCCCUUCACCAGUUCUGGCAGCGCUCGACCAGCACUGGUGUCGGUAUCCGUACCGUCCUCAUCACCAACAUCUACCGCAAGGGCCUCCUCCUAAGCUCCAAAGCCAAGCAGGACUUCUCGACUGGAAAGGUCACCAACCUCAUGUCAACCGAUGCUACCCGUCUCGACUUUGUCGCAGGAUACUUUCAUGUCAUCUGGACUGCGCCCCUUAUGAUCGCCCUCAUCCUCAUCCUCCUCAUCGUCAACAUGGGUCCCACGGCCCUGGUCGGUUUCGUCUUCCUCCUCAUCGUCGGCCCACUCCAGGCAAAGAUUGUCGCCGCCCUCUCCGUCAUCCGUCGCAAGUCGACCCUCAUCACUGAUGCUCGUGUCAAGCUUACACAGGAGGUUCUCCAGGGUAUGCGUGUCAUCAAGUUCUACGGUUGGGAAGAUGCCUUCUUGAGCAAGCUCGAGGAUCUUCGAAACAAGGAACUGAAGUACGUCCGGACCCUGCUGAUCUCCCGCUCCGGUAUUGCCGCCAUCAAUCUGACCGUCCCUGUCCUGGCUGCCACCUUGACCUUUGUUGCCUACUCUCUUGCCGGCAACGAGCUCACUCCCGCGAUCGUCUUUUCAUCCCUUUCUCUGUUCAACAUCAUGAGAAUGCCCUUGAUGAUCUUGCCCCAGAUCGUCAGUGCCAUGGUCGAUGCUCAGGUCUCUGCUCGCCGUAUCGAGGAUCUCUUCAUGGCUGAGGAGCUCGAGGACUUGCCCCCCGUCAACCCCGAUCUGGAGCAUGCUAUUGACAUUACCAACGGCAACUUCCAUUGGGAGACCACCCUCAAGACUCUGACUAUGGAGGAGUUGCAGAAGCAGGAGAAGGAGGAGCGCAAGCGCGGAGCCAACAAGAAGGAGCACAAGAAGGAACUCAAGGCCAAGGAGAAGGCAGAGAAGAAGGAGAUCAAGAAACUUGCCAAGGCCAACGGUAUUUCGCAGCAGGAGGCCGAGAUGCUUUACCAGGAGGGUCGAGAGAAGACUACCUCGGAGCAGUCGAGCGAGACUAUGUCGAUCCAAGAAAAGAUGCUGUCCAAGCUUCAGGAGAAGGACCCCUCACCCGACACCGAGUCGAUUUUGACCUCUUCCCAUGAAAGCGACAAUGGCGAGAAUUCCCAGCAGGAGAGCGGUGUUGAGCGCCAGGGAUCGAUCCACUCGGAGGAGAAGGGCACUUUUAUACUCAAGAACAUUGACCUCAAGAUUCCUCGUGGCCAGCUGGUUGCGAUUGUCGGAGCUGUCGGAAGCGGAAAGUCGUCGCUAUUGAACGCCUUGGUCGGAGAGAUGAAGAAAGUCAGCGGCACAAUGUCGUACGGUGGCACCAUCGGUUACUGCCCCCAGUCGGCCUGGAUUCAGAACGCGACUGUCAAGGACAAUAUUCUGUUUGGUCUUCCCUUGGACGAGGCCCGCUACCAGCGCGUCAUCAAAGACUGUGCCCUUGAGCGCGAUAUCCAGAUCCUGCCCGACGGAGACCAGACCGAGAUCGGAGAGCGCGGUAUCAACUUGUCUGGUGGUCAGAAGCAGCGUGUUAACAUUGCCCGUGCCGUCUACUAUGAUGCCGAUGUCGUCUUGCUGGAUGACCCUCUGUCGGCCGUUGAUGCCCACGUCGGCAAGUACUUGUUCAAGAACUGUAUCUUGGGAGCGCUCCAAGGAAAGACCCGUGUUCUGGUCACUCACCAGCUCCAUGUCUUGCCCCAGGUCGAUUAUGUUAUCUGCAUGAAAGACGGCGAGAUUGUCGAGCGCGGAACCUUUCACGAGUUGAUGGGCAAUGACGGCGAGUUUGCCUCGUUGAUGAAGGCCCACGGAGGUAUCGAGGAGUCCGAGGAAGUUGCCGACGAUAACAGCGUCGACUCUGCUGCCACUGCAGCUGGUGCCGAGAAGGUUGCCGGUGAGGUCUCGGAGGAUGCCAAGGAUGAGAAAACCGAUGAAAAGAAGGAGGGUGGCAAGGCCAAGAAGGGGCUGAUGUCCCAGGAGGAGCGUGCUACCGGAUCGGUUGACGGAAAUAUCUACAAGACCUAUGUCGAAGCUGCCGGUGGCAAGUACCUUGUCCCCCUCUUACUGUUCAUCCUCAUCAUCACCCAAGUUGCCAAGGUUGGAAACGAUCUCUGGUUGAGUUGGUGGACUGCAAACACCUUCAAUCAGUCGCAAAAGUUCUACAUGAUUCUGUACGCCGUCUGGGGUAUCGCACAGGGAGUCUUCCAGUUCAUCAACGGUUUCUUCUUCUCGAUUGCCGGAGCUAAUGCCGCCAAGGCACUCCACCAGCGUGCCCUCCAGAACAUCUUCCGCGCUCCCUCAUCUUUCUUUGACACCACCCCUCUCGGCCGUAUCAUCAACCGUUUCUCCAAGGAUGUCGACGCCACGGACAAUUUGCUCUCGGAGGCCUACAGAAUGUUCACCGGUACCGCUGCCAUUGUCCUGUCGACCUUCAUCUUGAUCUCGGCCAUCUUCCCUUACUUCUUGAUCCCUUUAGUCCCCAUGCUGAUCUUUUACUACUAUGCCGCCAUCUACUACCGUUCAUCGUCCCGCGAGAUCAAGCGUAUCGACUCGAUCCUGCGUUCGUCGUUGUAUGCCCAUUUCUCAGAGACUCUCAGUGGUUUGGCUACCAUCCGUGCCUACCGUGAGCAAGAGCGGUUUAUUGGCCGCAAUGCUUACUUUAUCGAUCUGGAGAACCGUCCUUACUUUAUGAGUUACUCGAUUCAGCGCUGGCUCGGUGUCCGCAUUGAGACCAUUGCCAACACCUUGGUCUUCUGUACGUCUAUCCUCGGUGUUUGUGGACGUUAUACCAUCGAACCCGCUACCAUUGGUCUUGUCCUCAGUUACUCCAUGUCUGUCACUGGUACCUUCAACUGGUGUGUCCGCCAAUUCGCCGAAGUCGAAAACAACAUGAAUGCAGUUGAGCGUUUGUACCACUACUCCGAGGUGCUGGCGGUCGAGGCUGAUGCUGUGAUUCCCGACAACCGCCCCUCGGAUAACUGGCCCAGCGCAGGUGCGAUCUCCAUCCGCAACCUCGAGAUGCGUUAUCGCCCUGAGUUGCCCUCUGUUCUCCACGACCUCUCGCUCGACAUCCAGGGAGGCGAGAAGAUUGGAGUUGUCGGUCGUACUGGUGCCGGCAAGUCGUCGAUUAUGAUGGCUCUAUUCCGUUUGGUCGAGCCCACUAAGGGUACGAUGAAGAUUGAUGGAGUCGAUAUCUGCAAGAUUGGGUUGUUUGAUCUCCGUACCCGUUUGGCGAUUAUCCCCCAGGACCCUGUCCUGUUCAGUGGUACCAUCCGGUCCAACUUGGAUCCCUUUGAGAAGCGCACGGAUCAGGAGCUGUGGGAGGUUUUGGAGCGUUCGGAUCUGAAGGCAUAUGUGACCUCGUGUGAUGGCGGACUUGACUCUCAGGUGACCGAGUUUGGCGAGAAUUUGAGUGUGGGUCAGCGUCAGCUGUUGUGCCUUGCUCGAGCCAUGUUGACGCGCGCACGGGUGAUUAUUAUGGACGAGGCGACGGCGUCGGUGGAUGUGGCCACGGAUGUGAUGUUGCAGAAGGCGAUCCGUGUGGAUUUCGCACAGUCGACGGUGUUGACGAUUGCGCAUCGGCUGAACACUGUGAUUGAUUAUUCUAGAGUUCUUGUGUUGGACCAUGGCGAGAUCAAGGAGUUUGAUACCCCUGCGAACCUGUUGAGCAGACCCGACUCUGUGUUCUCGAGCAUGGUGGAUGAGACUGGCCCAGCAAAUGCGGCGCUGUUGAGGCAGUUGGCCGCUGCGGCUGCUGCUGGCAAUGUCAUUGCAGUCGAGGAGGUCCUUGGCGCCACUGAGUCUGAUGUCAAGGGCUAUGACGUGUAG